AUGUCGGCUUCUCCCUCGAACACCCAAACGGCCAAGCGCCCUCUCGAGGAUCCAUCAUCUCCCUCGGCCCCCAACGACCAGCCCGAUGCUAAGCGCCCGGCUCUCGACAAGGUAGUGAAGAAUGAUGCCGAGGCUGAGGCCGAGACCAACGUGAACAACCAGAUCCCCUCCGUGGAGGACGCCAAGGACACCCAGGGCGACACCGUCGUCACCGAUGCGCCCAACGGCAAGGCCCACGACGAGACCCAGCCCAUCCAAUCGACUGCUUCCCACGGCGACCGCGCCGGAUCGCAGUCCGAUUCGCACGCGCCUCAAGACGAAUCCAGCUGGAUUCACAUCCGAGCCGUGAUCUCCAGCCCCGAGGCUGCGACCGUGAUCGGAAAGGGAGGUGAGAACGUUUCCCAGAUCCGCCGUGCAUCUGGCGCCAAGUGCACUGUUAGCGACUACACCCGGGGUGCUGUUGAGCGGAUUUUGACCGUGAGCGGACCUCAGGACGCGGUGGCUAAAGCAUUCGGCCUCAUCAUCCGUACCCUGAAUAACGAACCCCUCGAGGCCGCUUCCACUGCCCAGUCCAAGACGUACCCUCUGCGCUUGCUAAUCCCUCACAUUCUCAUUGGUUCUAUUAUCGGCAAGGGCGGGAGCCGCAUCCGUGAGAUUCAAGAGGCUUCCGGCGCACGUCUCAAUGCCUCGGACGCCUGCCUCCCGUUGUCGACUGAGCGAUCCCUCGUCAUCCUGGGUGUCGCUGAUGCGGUCCACAUUGCGACUUACUACGUUGCAGUUACCCUGGGUGAGCAACUGACCGAGCGGUUUGGCGGCCCUGCGGCGUCUGCAUAUGCCACUCGCAGUGGUGGCCCUGCUGGCGCUGUUCCUGGUGGUAUGCAGGUUGUGCCCUACGUUCCUCAGCCCGCUGGUGGCCAGUACGGACACCCAGAGAGCUUCACGAAGCGUGGCCCUCAUCCCAACCGCGCUCAGGCCGGUCCAUACGGUGUUCCCUACAUUGGCGGUCCUACUCCCGGCCCCGUCAAUCAGCCCCCUAUGCCUUACGCUGCACCGCACACCCCCUAUGCCGCCCCUGCUCCUCACCAGGCCGGCCCCUAUGGCCCUGGCCCCGGUCCCCAACCUACGCCCGCCCGUGGCGGUCCCCCUACUGCCCCGGCUGCGGGUGGCGCCAUGCCUGGCCAGCCACUGACCCAGCAGAUUUACAUCCCCAACGAUAUGGUUGGUGCCAUCAUCGGUAAAGGUGGUGCUAAGAUCAAUGAGAUCCGACACCUGAGCGGCAGUGUCAUUAAGAUCAACGAGCCCCAGGAAAAUAGCAACGAGCGCCUGGUGACCAUCACUGGUACCCAAGAGUGCAACCAGAUGGCUCUGUACAUGCUGUACUCACGACUUGAGAGUGAAAAGCACCGCGUCUAA
Messenger RNA from Penicillium maclennaniae, 1413 nucleotides. Its product is annotated as telomere maintenance protein PBP2. Lineage: Eukaryota; Fungi; Ascomycota; Eurotiomycetes; Eurotiales; Aspergillaceae. The record is from RefSeq and is a predicted model, not a curated record. Gene Ontology annotation, cellular component: cytoplasm; nucleus. Gene Ontology annotation, molecular function: mRNA binding. The transcript has 2 exons. Bases 1 to 1413 code for a protein of 470 amino acids. Gene Ontology annotation, biological process: regulation of RNA metabolic process; regulation of gene expression.